Culex pipiens pallens (northern house mosquito) is the source of this 8767-nucleotide messenger RNA. It is a transcript of the gene ACC, whose product is annotated as acetyl-CoA carboxylase. Gene Ontology annotation, molecular function: acetyl-CoA carboxylase activity; ATP binding; metal ion binding. The coding region runs from base 360 to 7601 and encodes 2413 amino acids. The transcript is spliced from 11 exons. NCBI's taxonomy places the organism in Eukaryota, Metazoa, Arthropoda, Insecta, Diptera, Culicidae. The record is from RefSeq and is a predicted model, not a curated record. Gene Ontology annotation, biological process: fatty acid biosynthetic process.
GAUCGCCAAGUUCGCUGACUUGGGUAAUUUUCGUUCAUCAGUUUUUAGCUGCUGCUACUAACGAAGUGUGUGCGCAAAAAUGCGUCUUUAAUCCGCGCGAGGCCGGGCCUGUGUGCGUUUGUGCGUAUUCGAGUGGAAAGCAGCAGCCAGUUGAAAACGGCAUUUUCGGGGUGUCGGAAUCUGCGGUGCGUUGAUAACGGUUCCCCGGGGAAGUGAGUCGAGAAUCUAGUGAGAGCCCUCGUGGACGUCGGUCAAGUGGAUUUGCGGGACAAGGUCCGGGAAAAGCGUGCGUGUUCCGAGUGGAAAAAAGUGGCAGGAAAAUCGAUCCGUCAAGUGCUGAGCUGAAAAUCCGGAAAAAUAUGGAAAAGUGUGACUCCGCGACCGAGGGCAACUGCGACACAGAGCCACCCGUCGUCGUCGGCCCGCCAGCAUCGCUGACCAACGGAAACAUCGUUACAACAACCGCCACCGGAAAGCAGCCCCAACCGCAGAUCAAACGGGUUUCGUUCUCCAAUGCCAAUCACAUCUACGAGGGACGUGACGACGACAAUUCGGACAGCUCCAACGGCACUAGCAGCUCGAACCUGCUCGUCGAAAACGGCACCGACGCCGCCACGCUAGAUUCGGUCAACGAAAAUACAAUCGCGGGCAGUGCGGGUGUAAUGGAGUCCGGGGCAGGACCGGGAGAGGUCGGCGACCGGCCGCGCUUCUCCGUGGGCGAGCUGGACGAGGAGUCCAAGGAUGAGUUCCCGCAGACGAUGGAGAACGGCGCUGGGCACGGUUCGCACGCGGCGUACGAGACGAAUCUUAACGAGCGGCGACGGCGGCUGAGGCCUAGUAUGUCCCACGGAACUGGGUUGGGCCAAGAACGCUACCAAGAGCGAGACUUUGUACUGUCCACGACGGAGGAGUUUGUCAAGAAGUUCAACGGAACACGCGCAAUUACCAAGAUCCUGAUCGCCAACAAUGGCAUCGCCGCGGUCAAGUGUAUGCGCUCGGUGCGCCGCUGGUCGUACGAGAUGUUCAAAAACGAGCGCGCCGUCCGCUUCGUGGUCAUGGUCACGCCGGAGGACCUCAAGGCGAACGCCGAGUACAUCAAGAUGGCCGACCACUACGUGCCGGUUCCGGGCGGAUCGAACAACAACAACUACGCCAACGUCGAGCUCAUCGUGGACAUUGCGCUGCGCACGCAGGUCCAGGCCGUCUGGGCCGGUUGGGGCCACGCGUCCGAGAACCCGAAACUGCCCGAGCUGCUGCACAAGAAGGGGCUGGUGUUUCUGGGGCCGCCGGAGCGGGCCAUGUGGGCACUUGGGGACAAGGUGGCCUCGUCGAUUGUGGCACAAACGGCGGAGAUUCCUACGCUGCCGUGGUCGGGGUCUGAGCUGAAGGCGCAGUACAGUGGCAAGAAGAUCAAGAUUUCCAGUGACCUGUUUGCGCGGGGUUGCGUCACGACGUCGGAGCAUGGUUUGGUGGCGGCGGCCAAGAUUGGCUACCCGGUUAUGAUCAAGGCGUCCGAGGGUGGUGGCGGCAAGGGAAUUCGACGGGUUGAUUGCGCGGAUGAGUUCCCGGCGCUGUUCCGACAGGUGCAGGCCGAGGUGCCUGGUUCGCCGAUUUUCGUGAUGAAGUUGGCGCGUGGGGCGAGACAUUUGGAGGUGCAACUGUUGGCCGAUCAGUACGGAAAUGCGAUCAGUUUGUUUGGGCGUGAUUGCUCGAUUCAGCGUCGUCACCAGAAGAUUAUUGAGGAAGCGCCGGCCAUCAUUGCCGAGCCGGAGGUGUUUGAGGACAUGGAGAAGGCAGCGGUUCGGUUGGCCAAGAUGGUGGGGUAUGUGAGUGCGGGGACGGUUGAAUAUCUGUACGAUGCCGAGGGUCGGUACUUUUUCCUGGAGUUGAAUCCUCGUCUUCAGGUGGAGCAUCCGUGUACGGAAAUGGUUGCGGAGGUGAAUUUGCCCGCCUGUCAGCUGCAGAUUGGAAUGGGCAUUCCGCUGUAUAGGAUUAAGGACAUUCGGCUGCUGUACGGAGAAAAUCCGUGGGGAUCUUCGGUAAUUGAUUUCGACAAUCCGAACAACAAGCCACGACCACGUGGACACGUCAUUGCGGCGCGUAUCACUUCGGAGAAUCCGGACGAGGGCUUCAAGCCCAGCUCGGGUACGGUGCAGGAGUUGAACUUCCGAUCGAGCCAGAACGUGUGGGGUUACUUUAGUGUGGCCGCGUCCGGUGGACUGCACGAGUUUGCCGAUUCCCAGUUUGGACAUUGCUUCUCGUGGGGUGAAAAUCGACAAAUGGCGCGUGAGAAUUUGGUGAUUGCGCUGAAGGAACUCUCGAUUCGGGGUGACUUCCGUACGACGGUGGAAUAUCUGAUUACGCUGCUGGAGACGAACAGCUUCUUGGAGAAUACCAUCGACACGGCUUGGCUGGACGCGUUGAUCGCCGAGCGGGUGCAAUCGGACAAACCGGACAUUAUUCUGGGUGUGAUUUGUGGUGCGUUGCACAUUGCCGAUCGGAAGAUUACGGAUGCUUUUACGAGCUUCCAGACUUCGAUGGAGAAGGGACAGAUUCAGGCGGCAAAUACGCUGACGAACGUGGUUGACGUGGAGUUGAUCAACGAGAGCAUUCGCUACAAGGUGCAAGCGGCCAAGAGUGGGCUGAACACGUACUUCCUGGUUAUGAACGGAUCGUUCAAAGAAGUUGAGGUUCAUCGACUGUCUGACGGUGGAAUGCUGAUUUCGCUGGAUGGAUCCAGCUAUACGACGUACAUGAAGGAAGAAGUCGAUCGCUACCGGAUCGUUAUUGGCAAUCAGACGUGCGUUUUUGACAAAGAGAACGAUCCUUCGGUGCUGCGAUCGCCAUCGGCUGGAAAGCUGAUCAAUCUGCUCAUUGAAGACGGUGCCCACGUGAACAAGGGCCAACCGUUUGCCGAGAUUGAAGUGAUGAAGAUGGUCAUGACGCUGACGGCCGGUGAAACCGGCAGUAUUUCGUUUGUACGACGACCUGGAGCUGUGCUGGAUGCCGGUUCUCUCCUCGGACACCUGGAACUGGACGAUCCUUCGCUGGUAACGAAAGCACAACCGUACAAGAACCCUUGGCCACUGACCGGUGACUCCGUACAAAUGCCCGAGAAGCUCAACCGUGUUCACUCGUCGUACAAGAUGAUCCUCGAGAACACACUCGCUGGUUACUGCCUGCCAGAUCCGUACAAUGCACCACGUCUCCGAGAAAUCAUCGAAAAGUUCAUGCAAAGCUUGCGCGAUCCUUCGCUGCCACUGCUCGAGCUGCAGGAAGUGAUCGCUUCCAUUUCCGGACGCAUCCCCCUUUCGGUGGAGAAGAAAAUUCGCAAGCUGAUGCAACUGUACGAGCGCAACAUCACCAGCGUGCUGGCCCAGUUCCCCUCGCAGCAGAUUGCGUCCGUGAUUGACAUGCACGCGGCCACCCUGCAGAAGCGCACCGAUCGCGACGUGUUCUUCCUGACGACGCAGGGCAUCGUCCAGCUGGUGCAGCGCUACCGUAACGGAAUCCGCGGCCGCAUGAAGGCUGCCGUGCACGAACUGUUGCGCCAGUACUACGCCGUUGAAUCUCAGUUCCAGCACGGACACUACGACAAGUGCGUCGCGGCCAUCCGGGACAAACACAAGGACAACAUGGACGUCGUCGUCGGGACGAUCUUUUCCCACAGCCAGGUGGCGAAGAAGAACCUGCUGGUGACGCUGCUCAUCGAUCAUCUGUGGGCGAACGAACCCGGGCUUACGGACGAAUUGGCCGCCACUUUGAGCGAACUUACCUCGCUGAACCGUGCGGAACACUCGCGUGUGGCGCUUCGCGCUCGACAGGUCCUGAUCGCUGCCCACCAGCCGGCUUACGAGCUGCGUCACAACCAGAUGGAGUCCAUCUUCCUGUCGGCCGUUGACAUGUACGGGCACGACUUCCACCCGGAGAACCUGCAGCGGUUGAUCCUGUCGGAGACGUCCAUCUUUGACAUUCUGCACGACUUCUUCUACCACUCGAACCGCGCAGUGUGUAAUGCCGCGCUGGAGGUUUACGUCCGUCGGGCGUACACGUCGUACGAUCUGACCUGCCUGCAGCAUCUGGAGCUGUCCGGCGAAGUCCCGCUGGUGCACUUCCAGUUCCUACUGCCGACGGCGCAUCCCAACCGUUACAAACUCCUCCCGGACGGCACCGAGUCGGACAACCUGACCGACUCGUUCAUGCGCACCGGCUGCAUGGCGGCGUUCGACUCGUACGAGCACUUUACCCAGUACUCGGACGAGAUCCUCGACCUGCUCGAGGACAUGGCCUCGACGGCGUUCGUCAACCCGAAGAUGCUGGAGGCGGUCGAGGCGGGCGACUCGGACCGGCGCAUGAGCACCUCGAUCAACGUGUCCAUCUCGGAGCAGGUGUCGGGCGCGUCGGUCGUGAGCACCGAGGGAGCGGUUGCACCCCACCCGGCGGAAGCGAUCCACAUUCUGAGCAUUGCCGUGCGCGACAUGGGCGACAUGGACGAUCUGCAGAUGGAGGCGGUGUUUGGGGCGUUCUGUGCGCAGCACCGGGAGGAGCUGCUGAGCCGGCGGGUGCGCCGCAUUACGUUUGCCGCGUUGAAGAAGCGUCAAUUCCCCAAGUUCUUUACGUACCGUGCGCGAGAUAACUUUGAGGAGGAUCGAAUCUACCGCCAUCUGGAGCCGGCGUGUGCCUUCCAGCUGGAGUUGAACCGCAUGCGUACGUACGAUUUGGAGGCGUUGCCGACGGCGAAUCAGAAGAUGCACCUGUAUCUGGGACGAGCUAAGGUGCCCAAGGGUCAGGAGGUUACCGAUUUCCGGUUCUUUAUUCGCUCGAUCAUCCGUCACUCGGAUCUGAUCACGAAGGAGGCGUCGUUCGAGUACCUGCAGAACGAAGGCGAGCGAGUGCUGCUGGAAGCGAUGGACGAGCUGGAGGUGGCCUUUUCGCAUCCUCAGGCCAAGCGCACCGACUGCAAUCACAUCUUCCUGAACUUUGUCCCGACGGUCAUCAUGGACCCGGCCAAGAUUGAGGAAUCGGUCACCAAGAUGGUGCUCCGGUACGGACCCCGGCUGUGGAAGCUGCGUGUGCUGCAGGCCGAGCUGAAGAUGGUCAUCCGACAGAACACGCAAUCGCCCACUACCUCAGUUCGCCUUUGUAUUGCCAACGACUCAGGGUACUUUUUAGACAUAGCGAUGUACACCGAAGUGACCGAUCCGGAGACGCACGUGAUCAAAUUCCAGGCGUACGGCAGCCGGCAGGGACCGCUGCACAUGUUGCCGAUUUCGUCGCCGUACAUGACCAAAGACUACCUGCAGCAGAAGCGCUUCCAGGCGCAGUCGAACGGAACGACGUACGUGUACGACAUCCCGGACAUGUUCCGCCAGAUGACGGAGCGGCUGUGGAAGGAGUUUUCCAAGGCCCGGCCUACGGAGGACAUUCGGAUUCCGGAGAAGAUUCUGCUCGUUUGCAACGAGCUCGUACUCAAGGGUGACACGCUGGAAGAAAUCCAGCGAUUGCCGGGUGAAAACAACGUCGGAAUGGUGGCGUGGCGCAUCGUGCUGGCCACUCCGGAGUUCCCCGAGGGUCGUGAAAUCGUCGUGAUUGCGAACGACUUGACGUACUUUAUUGGUUCGUUCGGUCCGCAGGAGGAUCUGCUGUUCUACAAAGCUUCCGAGUUGUCGCGGCAGCGCAAAUGUCCGAGGAUCUACAUUUCGGUGAACAGUGGAGCAAGAAUUGGGCUCGCCGAAGAGGUGAAAUCGCUGUUCAAGAUCGCAUGGGAGGAUCCGGAUGAGCCGGAGAAGGGCUUCAAGUAUCUCUACCUGACGACGGAGGACUACAGCAAGAUUGCCAACACAAAUUCGGUGCGUGCCAUUCUGAUCGAGGACGAAGGCGAGCAGCGGUACAAGAUUACCGAUAUCAUCGGCAAAACGGACGGGCUGGGUGUGGAGAAUCUGCGCAACGCCGGUAUGAUUGCCGGAGAGACCUCGCGGGCGUACGAAGACGUGGUGACCAUUUCGAUGGUAACGUGCCGAACGAUCGGUAUCGGAUCGUACCUGGUCCGGUUGGGCCAACGUGUCAUUCAGAUCGAAAACUCGCACAUCAUCCUGACCGGAUUUUCCGCGUUGAACAAGCUGCUUGGCCGCAAGGUGUACGCCUCGAACAACCAGCUCGGUGGCAUCCAGAUCAUGCACAACAACGGCGUCACGCACAAGACCGAAGCUCUCGACCUGGACGGUGUCUACACGAUCCUGUACUGGCUCUCUUACAUUCCGGACGUGCGCGGCGGUACGCUGCCCAUCGUCACCGCCAGUGACCCGAUCGAGCGGCCAAUCGAUUUCAUGCCCACCAAGGCGCCGUACGAUCCCCGCUGGAUGCUUGCUGGCCGAGUUAAUCCCGCGAACCCUUCCGAGUGGGAAACGGGCUUCUUCGAUCGGGGCACCUGGUCCGAAAUCAUGGAACCGUGGGCCCAAACCGUCGUGGUGGGUCGCGCCAAGCUCGGUGGCAUCCCGGUGGGCGUGAUCGCCGUCGAAACUCGAACCGUUGAGCUGACCAUCCCGGCCGAUCCCGCAAACCUCGACUCCGAGGCGAAAACAUUCCAACAGGCCGGCCAGGUGUGGUUCCCCGACUCGUCCUACAAGACGGCCCAGGCCAUCAAGGACUUUGGCCGCGAAGAGCUGCCGCUGAUCAUCCUGGCCAACUGGCGAGGAUUCUCCGGUGGACAGAAAGACAUGUACGAGCAGAUCGUCAAGUUCGGCGCGUACAUCGUGGACGGCCUGCGCGAGUACAACCAACCCGUGGUGGUGUACCUGCCGCCGAACGCGGAACUCCGCGGCGGUGCGUGGGCCGUGCUCGACCCGACCAUCAACCCGCGCUUCAUGGAGACGUACGCCGACCCGGAGUCGCGCGCCGGGGUGCUCGAGCCCGAGGGCAUCGUCGAGGUCAAGUUCAAGGAGAAAGACAUCCUGAAGGCCAUCUACCGGCUGGACCCGGUCGUGCUGGACCUCAAGCAAAAGAUCGCAAACGCGGGCGCCAACAAGGAGGCCGUCACCGAGCUGGAGAACCAGCUGAAGACGCGCGUGACGGCGCUGCUGCACGUGUACCACACCGUGGCGGUGCACUUUGCCGACCUGCACGACACCCCCGAGCGGAUGCUCGAGAAGGGCUGCAUCAGCGAGAUCGUGCCGUGGCGCAGUUCGCGCAGCUACUUCUACUGGCGGUUGCGGCGCAUGCUGCUCGAGGAGCACUUUAUCAAGCAGAUUCUGAGCGCCCAGGACAGCCUGGCGGUGGGGCAGGCUAAGGAGAUGCUGCGCCGGUGGUUCGUCGAGGACAAGGGUGCCACCGAGGCCUACCUGUGGGAGAACCACAACGAACCCGUGGUUGAGUGGCUGGAGGGCCAGAAGAAGAGCGAUUCCACCGUCUGUCGAAACAUUUACGCCGUGAAGAAGGACGCGAUUGUGUCGCAAAUUCAGAAGGCACUUGAGGACUGCCCGGAGGCCGCGCUGGAUGCCGUCAUCGGCCUCUGUCAGGCCCUCUCACCGGCGCACCGUGGCGAGGUCGUCAAAACCCUUUCGCAGCUGGAGUUCACCGAAAAGGAGCACGCCAGCAUGGGAUGACCGUCGCGCCGGGGCUGCUACAAGUAACGCUCGUCGAGGCGGCGGCCGCGUUGAGUUGAGACUCAAGCUCAACCUCUGUCUUCAUCAUUUUGGGUGUCGAUUAUUGCGCGGUUUCACUUGCUUGCCAAAUGGAACAGCGCAAGAUUUCCGUUCCAAGACAAGAAAAAAAAAAAUAAUUAAAGAAAUGCUUUUGUUUCGUCCGUUUUAUUCGAUUGUUACAAUUGCAAGCAAAAAAAAAAAAACUCCUUGUUCACGUUUCCAGCGAGAGUGAAUUAAAACCAAGCCUGUUUCUAAUUAUAUUAGACUGUACUAAAAGGAAAGAACGAGAAGUUGUAGCUAGUAAGAAUAUAUCUAUUCACAAAUAGAAGAAGAAGCAAGCUUCAAUUUAAAAACAUUGAUCAAACAAAGCGGUUCAUAGUGUUAGACUAAUUUAUUGUUGAAACGAAACAUCAAUCAACAUGCAAAACAAAACUAAAUUAAUCGAGGAAAUCAACCCGUUUCCUCGCCGUAGGGUAGUCUGUAAGAUGGAUAAUUGUAAAAAGUAGUUACUUUUAAAUCCUCGUUUGCAGCUCGCCAAAAAAUACAAAUCAAAAACAAAUCCCACUUUUUUGUGCUGUUUAGUUACUUCUUCGUUACUCUUCUACCUAGUAAGUGUUACUCUUUCCAUGGACGUAAAUUAAACCUCUAUCUUUUUUUUCUGUGGUUGGUUAGCGUUAGUGCUUUUUUGCAACCGUACGAUUAGUUUUUAGGGCACCCGGGUAGCGGAUAGAACUAGAACGACGAGAAGUAGAGGAGACAAACUUGUGUGGCGCACUUUACGAAAAACUCUUAAAAAGGGAACUUCAAUUUUGUAGAUAUUUAUAUACUUUUGCUUUGGAAUAACAAAAAAAGAAAUUGCGGUCAAUCAAAAAAGUAUCCACUCAUUCAAUAUAAAACAAAUCUUUAUUCCAUCGCAAGCAAACUAGCAUAGCUAAAAGAAACCUGGAGAAGAGGCAGAAUUAAGUAAAGAAAUAAAAAGGGCUCAGCUCUUCUAGGUAAGCUUGCACACAACGGCUGGACAUAAUGCAGCGCAUCACACACAAACAAACAGACAGAAUCUUCAGCAAACACUGUUGUACAAACCAAUGGAGAUUUGGAUAAGUAAAUAAAUUACUGAAUCUAGUGAA